AUGGCAGGCAUCUUGUCAACUGUGAUGAUUGGAGCACUGGCAUUGGUGGUAGUCCGAUACCGCUAUGCACUAUUCUUCUCAACAUACCUAUUGUUCAUCUUCUCAGCCAUUGCACUGAGUGAUGUUAUAAUGACUGUAUCAAUUCCACUCUUACUUCUAUCACGUAACCUAUUCAGGAAGAUAACAAACAAGAUAUCAAACACAGGUUGGCCAUUGUUCACAUUGGCUUUUGAGGUACUUGGAAGGAACAAGUUGAUAUUCACUGGCGAUGACUUGUUGGCCGCACAAAAGACUGAUCGCAAUGCAUUGGUGGUACUCAAUCAUACUUAUCACUGCGAUUGGUUGCUAUCCUUCAGUCUUGGCGAGCGUCUCGGACGCAUUGGCAACAUCAAGAUCGCCAUGAAGGACGUGAUCAAGUACAUCCCAUUCGUUGGAGUGGGAAUCUGGGCCAUGGGCUUCAUAUUCCUGUCGCGUCGCUGGCAGGACGAUCAGAAAAAGAUCAACAAGGCCUUUAGUCACUUGAAGCAGGAUGGUGAGCCAUUCUGGUUCGUCACACAUCCCGAGGGCAGUCGUCUCUCUCCCAAGAGCCUGGCCGAAUGCCAACGAUUUGCUCGCGAGCGCGGCAACGUGCCAUUGCUCGAGAACAUCCUAUUGCCACGACUCAAAGGCUUCGUGUCGUCUGUUGUGGCGCUACGCGACGAGACCGACGCCAUCUACGACAUGACGGCAGCGUAUGCCAAGCCACCCGGUGGAUUCAUCCAGAUGUUGUACGGCAAUCACCCAUCACAGAUACAUAUACAUUUGCGUCGCUUCGACAUGGCCAAGCUGCCCAAGGACGAGGCCGAGGUUGGCACGUGGCUAUACAACCUCUACAAGGAGAAGGACGACCUACUCAAACAUUUCAAGACGCAUGGACACUUCCCCGGCGCCCAACUCACGCACAUGAUGGAGUACCGUGCCUCCAAGUACAUCCUCAACAUGGUAAUGUGGAGUGUGGCCGUGGCCAUGUUCAUGUACUCCUCUGUACAAUUGUAUUAUUGGUCGUUUGGAUUGUAG
Messenger RNA from Acytostelium subglobosum LB1, 1056 nucleotides. RefSeq lists its product as hypothetical. Gene Ontology annotation, molecular function: acyltransferase activity. The coding region runs from base 1 to 1056 and encodes 351 amino acids. Lineage: Eukaryota; Evosea; Eumycetozoa; Acytosteliales; Acytosteliaceae. The transcript has 2 exons. The record is from RefSeq and is a predicted model, not a curated record. Gene Ontology annotation, cellular component: endomembrane system.